Leishmania mexicana MHOM/GT/2001/U1103 is the source of this 987-nucleotide messenger RNA. Its product is annotated as putative heat shock protein DNAJ. The transcript has a single exon. Gene Ontology annotation, molecular function: Hsp70 protein binding. The coding region runs from base 1 to 987 and encodes 328 amino acids. Gene Ontology annotation, biological process: protein refolding. Gene Ontology annotation, cellular component: cytoplasm; cytosol. NCBI's taxonomy places the organism in Eukaryota, Euglenozoa, Kinetoplastea, Trypanosomatida, Trypanosomatidae. The record is from RefSeq and is a predicted model, not a curated record.
AUGUUCGGAGGAGGCAUGGAUGAUAUGCUGAACGCCAUGCUCAAUGGCGGCUUCGGCGGCGGUCGCGGCGGGCGAGCACAGCGCAGUCGACGCGGUCGCGAUGCGACGUACGCCCUCCCUGUCACCCUCGAAGACCUUUAUAAUGGCAAGAUGGUGCAGGUAGAACGCAAGCGUACCGUGCUGUGCCCCGAUUGCAAAGGUACCGGCUCCAAAAGAAAAAGCCUGCCACGGGGCGGCAACAUGUGCCCUGUGUGCCGUGGCAGCGGCUCGCGUGUGAUGGUGCGACAGAUGGGUAUGAUAGUGCAGCAGAUGCAGGUGGUUUGCGACGCGUGCCAGGGCUCCGGCGAGCACAUCGACCCGCGCAGCCGCUGCGGUCGCUGCUCGGGCAACAAGACAGUAGAGGUGGACGCCGCGGUGCAGGUGGUCGUGGAGAAGGGUAUGGCGCACCGUCAGCGAAUCACCUUUCCGCGGAUGGCCGACGAAGAGCUGGGGGUGGAGCGCCCCGGCGACCUUGUCGUGGUGCUGCAGCAGGUGAAGCACGACGUCUUCACCCGCGACGACUGUAACCUGCACAUGCGGCACCACCUCUCCCUUGCGGAGGCUCUCUGCGGCUUUCAGUUCAAGUUCACCCACCUUGACGGUCGCGAGCUGGUGGUGAGGCAAGCGCGUGGGACUAUAACGAAGCCUGACGAUGUCAAGUGCGUCAUCGGUGAGGGUAUGCCGGUGCACAAGCAGGCCAACAAGUUUGGUAACCUCAUCAUUGAGUUCAGCGUCAAGUACCCUGAUCGCAUCGAGACAGAGCAACUGCAGCUGCUCCGCGAAGCGCUGCCGCCGCCAAAAAGUGUCGACGUGGCUGCGGAUGAUGAGGCCAGCGAGGUUUGCUACGUCACCCGAGAGGACUUGUCCGUGCUAGAGGAGGAGAUCAAGAAGGACGAGGAGGCGGAGGAGGAGAACGAGGGCCCGCAGCCCGGCUGCGCGGCGCAGUAG